AUGGUCGCUUUUUGUCGAGCAAGACUGCGAGCCAAGUCUCUCUUUAGCUCGAAUAUCUGUGAAGGAGUGGCAUGGAUAUGUGAAUAUUCGAGCGGCGGCUAUGAGCAGCGUCUUUUGCGAGCGCCAGUACGACACAACACGCUCAACACGCUUCUCGCGGCUUUGCAGCUCGAAUACUCAAAUGUCCCACUUCCUCACAGAUUUUCGAGUAAAAGAGAGACUGCUCGCAGUGUACAAGGCAUAUUAACGCAUAUUAACGUCAUUUCACAACAGAAGACAGUCACGGAAUGGCCGGAAAACCAGCUAAUAACUUGUCGGUUUUCGUCGACACUUAUAUCAUGUAAAGUGCAUGUUGUAGACUUUUUAAAAUGUUUUUCUUUUCUUUUCCUGUGAUUUGAAUUGGUUAUAUGGGUAUUAAAUUUCGCGGGCAUUUUUAUUCGCCGGUCUUUAAUUUUGCGUUUUUCGCGAUUGUGGAUUAGUGGCAAAAUUAAAUAAAUUACCAAUAAGGUAAAUGUAGUAAACUUAGUCAAGGCUUUCUGACUCGCCCUAACCUGCGAUUAGGAGGUGUUUUUUCGUCUCCCAAACAAAAAGGGAGAAGGACCCCUGAUCGCAGUUUAGACUCUCCAUUGGGUGACUGCGACAAUUAAUAUUCUUCCGCAAUCCAAUAAGAGCUUUUGAACGAAAUUAAUAAAAACCGAACGAUUGUAUGGGGAAGUGUACACACGUUUUAAUACAUUUCUGUGAACUCUAUACUUUAAAAGAUGUGUAUCAAACUUCAAGACAAACAGUUACUUACGUACCAAGGGCAGAUUUAGGGGUGGGCCCAGGGGGCCCCGGCCCCCCCUUUUGUCAGGGAAGUUUUUUUCUUUUGUAAACGUGUGUCGGAUGGUACUUCGAACUUUGUUACUUAAAUAUAUUUUCUUUAAUAAACCGUACAUUGUUGAUAAGGAAAGAAUCUGUGUUCGAAGCCAUUUUUAGUCGCAAAUGACCAAAGCUCCCAGAAUGCAUGCCGUACUAUCCGUCUCCAACAAACUGGAUUUGACAAUUUUUCAGGGAGACAAUGCUGCCGCCUUUGCCAGGAGGUUGUGCUCUCCCCGCAAUCACUUCUGCCCCUGCUAGCAUCAUAAAGUGUUAUAUUACUUCUUUGACUACAACCACACCCGUGGUUUAUUAAAUAUUUCAGCAUUACAUCUUCAAUAUGGAAUCCAGGCACUUGCUAAAUUUAAGCGUCCAGAAUGCACUAGGUUGCAUCUCAGAUAACUUCAAUCUCAAAAAUUUUCCCGGAGGAGCAUGCGACCGAAACUCCCUCGAAAAGUGCGCCGUUCGCAGUCCUGAUGGGCGCUAUCGCGCCCAUAUUACCACUUUAUGCUAUAUCUCUAGCCCCCCCCCCGUCCCCCUAUCACAAAAUCCUCUAUCCGCCCCUGCGUACAAUAAUUCAUAUUCAUUCAUCACCGAGAAGUGAGAAUCGCACUGGGUUUUUCUCUUGAGGGAACUGUACAAUCAGUUGGAAUUCUCGUAAUUGGUGUUAUCUUUUGCUUUCUUUAAUUUAGAAUGGAAGGAUGACGAAGUAAAAAUGAACAUUUGCCUUGCUCCUUCCGUGAUUUAGAAAAUAGCCUUUUCUCGCCAAGGCAAUUACAAGUUGCAAUCUUUUAAAAGACUUCGUAUCAUUGGAAGAGUUUCUAUGCCGGAUAUAGUUUCCUGACAGAUAAUUGUUUAAAACAGGUAUUGACAAUGUGAAUUUCCAUAAUUCUACAUUGUGCUGAAACACCUGUUAUCUGACUGGAUAAAAGCGAGAGAUCAAUUUUAUCUGAUCUGGUUUGUGUUUCCAAACGAAAUGAAUUCAGGGAUCGGAAUUUAAGAGCAACACGGUGCAAGAAGGAAGAGAAAGAUCAUCCAUCAGCUCGAUAUAUUCAACAAAUUCAAGAUUAAUUAAGUUACCUAACUUGGACAGUAUAGAACAUCAUGGUCUAACAACCUAAUCUGGAUUUGCAGUCUAGCUCUCUAAUGAAAAGCUAACAGCCUAGUUGUUAAUCUUUUAUUGUUUUAUUCUUUGGCUAGCCAAACUUCAGCCUCAGGUUCCAGGGCUCUUGCUUCUUUUAAUGAUGACACUGAAAGCUGAUGACUUGCGUUCGGCCAUCAUUGUUAACUGCGUCUUGAACGCCUUUUUAAGUUACACAGCCACCGCACUGAACUCUGUAACCUUACUCGCGUUAAGGAAAUCUUCUACGACUUUGCCCAAGCCUUUGAGGACAUUGCUUCUGAGUCUGACUGUUUCUGAUCUUGGUGUUGGCUUACUGGUUCAACCUUUGUACAUUCUAUUUCUUGCCAUGGUAUUUCAGCAAGGAAAUACUGAAACUCAAAUUGUCGAGAUCACAUCCAAGGUUUCCAUCAUCACUAUAACUUUUUUCGGUUAUGCCUCUUUCUUUGGUGCUGCGGCUCUAGCGGCAGACAGAUUCUUGGCUGUUCAUCUUCAUCUAAGAUAUCAAGAACUUGUGACUCACAAGCGCCUUGUUGCUGUGGUGAUCUCGGUUUGGGUGUUCAGUGCCAUUCUUUCCAUGACAACGGCUGUUUUCCAACACACUCGGUAUAUUGUCGUUUCCAUCACUGGAAUAGUCGUUGAAAGUGUUUGUUACUUAGCCGCAGCCCUCUUUUAUAUCAAGAUUUAUUUGGCCGUACUGUAUCACAGCAAACAAAAUAAAAUUCUGCAAGUACAGCCUACACAGACUAGGGUUGAAAAUAUGGCGAAUACUGCGAAGUUAAGGAAAUGUGCAGUUGGUCCAUUUUAUGCUUACCUUGUGUUUUUGGCUUGUCAUCUACCAAGCUCGUGUACACGAAUAAUUUUGGAAAAAACUGGCUACAAUAACGUAACAUGGCAGUUGAUAAAAUAUACCCACACUCUAGUGUUCCUCAAUUCCUCUCUGAAUCCUCUGAUUUACUCCUGGAAGAUGAGACACAUUCGACGCGCUAUCAUGGAUAUGCUGCGCAACAUAUCACUGCGUCGAUAG
Molecule: messenger RNA, 3005 nt
Organism: Porites evermanni
Lineage: Eukaryota; Metazoa; Cnidaria; Anthozoa; Scleractinia; Poritidae
Source: the annotation of a GenBank genome assembly